CUUGACAUCUUGACAGCACCGCGACACAGUCUCACCAAGCACGUAGGCCAGCAAGCACUCGGCAGUAGGCAAGCACGCGACCGACUCGCAUCCCAGCCAAGAUGGCAGGCUCACUCGUGGCAUCAAAGCUCUUCAACCUCAAAGGUUGGAACACCCUCGUCACCGGCGGUGCCACCGGCAUCGGGAGAAUGAUUGCAGUUACCCUCGCUAGCAACGGUGCCAAUGUGUACAUCACUGGCCGACGCAAAGAGGUACUCGAAAAGACCGCGAGCUUGUAUAGCUCGGACGAUGCAGUCAAGUCUGCCGGCGGAUCCAUACACGCUAUACAAUGUGAUGUGCAAUCCAAAAAGUCGAUCCUCGAAGCCGUCGCCGACAUCUCGUCCAAAGUCGACUUUCUGAACCUCGUUGUCGCCAAUGCAGGCAUCAUCACCCCUUCUGUCGAUAUCGGCAGUGAUCCUGACUCGCAUACGGCGGACUCAUACAGCAAGGUCAUGUUGGACCAGGACCCAACGAGCUGGGAUGAUUGCUUCAAAACAAACAUCACCGCCUGCUUCUUCACUGCUGCUGCCUUUCUGCCGUUGCUCGGAAAGGCAAAGACAGCAAGCUCGAGCCCCACAAAGCUCCCGGGCUCUAUCAUCACGAUAUCAUCAAUGUCUGGCAUCACCAAAGAAAGCCAAUCCGGCCAAUUUGCCUACAAUACCUCAAAGGCAGGCACCAUUCAGCUUACCGAGCUCCUCGCCACCGAACUCGCUCGUCCUCACAUCCGCGUCCGUGUCAACUCGAUCGCACCUGGAUAUUUUCCAUCCGAGAUGACGACCAACAGCUCAGGCGAGGACAAUAAAUCGUCACUGUCGUCAGAGGGCUUCAUGACAGAACGUGGCGUUCCGUACGGCAGACCGGGAACCGAGCGAGAUAUGGCGCAGCUCCUGCUGCUCUUCGCCUGCAACGAAUACGUUACCGGCCAGACGACAGUCAUUGACGGCGGCUGGUUGCUUCGUCAUGCAUGACAUGCGAUUGCCAGUGACAGCAAUGAAUGCACUAUUGAACCCACAAAUCAUGUGGAUGUAUCCGACGAGAGCAAGCAAU
Mixia osmundae IAM 14324 is the source of this 1086-nucleotide messenger RNA. RefSeq lists its product as uncharacterized. The record is from RefSeq and is a predicted model, not a curated record. The coding region runs from base 102 to 1007 and encodes 301 amino acids. The transcript has 3 exons. Lineage: Eukaryota; Fungi; Basidiomycota; Mixiomycetes; Mixiales; Mixiaceae. Gene Ontology annotation, molecular function: oxidoreductase activity.